Molecule: messenger RNA, 1265 nt
Organism: Thalassophryne amazonica
Lineage: Eukaryota; Metazoa; Chordata; Actinopteri; Batrachoidiformes; Batrachoididae
Gene: il34
Product: interleukin 34
Exons: 8
Coding region: 408-1010 (200 amino acids)
Biological process (GO): positive regulation of monocyte differentiation; positive regulation of cell population proliferation; positive regulation of macrophage differentiation
Molecular function (GO): macrophage colony-stimulating factor receptor binding; cytokine activity
Source: RefSeq, a predicted model, not a curated record
AGCGCGUGCGGUUUGAUGACGCUGUGGAGCCGCGGGGCCACACUGCUACACGCUCAGGGACACACACACAUACACGGAGCGCGCGGCAGCGUGGAUGGAUCACAGCUCAGAACUUCUACUACAUUUUUCAUUUACUUGAUUGCAAUUUAAAGUUCACUGGAGGACCUGCCACCUGUGUGCGGAUACACACUCUUUACGCAUCCCUGGAGCCACCAAAAAGUGUCGGAGUCAGCAGCAGCAGCAGGAAGCCAUGAAGCAGCGUCUGCUGGUAUGCAACAAUGCCAGACCUGAACCCUGACACUCCAUGUGUGUUUUGCUGAACAACCACCGACCACGUGCACUUCUUAUUGCGUAACUGUGCGAGUUCAAAGCCCUGCAGAGUGAAGGACCUUGUGCCGCUCUCCAGUAUGCUCCAGCCGUUUGCCUCGGUUUGCCUGCUGGGAGGUUUUUUGGGUGUGUUCCUUCUGGCUCCUGUCCUCAUGUCUACAGCACCACCCAGCAUGUGUACGGCCUUGAAGACAAUCAACAAUAGCCUCAGCCACAGGCGACGGUUCAUGAAAUACAACUUCCCCAUCAACUACACCAUCAAGGUCCACUAUGAGGAAAUCUUCAAAGUGUCGAACAUCAGUAAACUGAGGUUGGAGGUGGAUGGGGUGGACAAGCUGGUUCUCCAGAGGUUGUGGUUCCAAGUCAAUCAAGGCGUGUUGAAAAAGAUUAUUCGCGUUCUGCCAGAGAAACAUCCUUCCCGUCCAUAUACUGCUAUGCUGGAAACGCGUUUCAGGGACGCUGAAGGAGUUUUCAGACAGUCUCAUCCCUCUGAGGUGUUUGAGCGGGAUCUUCCACAGACUAUCCAAGACAUCUGGGAACGGUUAACGGAUCUGCCUGAUACAGUUCCACAGUCCAGCUGGCGAUGUGCCUUACCUAAAUCCCUUCUGGACAACUUCUGCCACACGAUGCACUGCCUCUUUAGUGAGUGCUUUGAAGGCACAGAAGCACAAGACUGUGAGUAACAAAUGAAAAAUACUGUGAUGUUUCUUACCGGAGGAAAGGCAGGAAGAAAGACUUGGAGCCUGAAAACUGAGUGGAGGUCUGCGGGUGAAGUUGUCCCAGUUGUUACUGAUUAGAAUUUCGCAUCAACAGCUCCUGUAAUCUGUUGUGUGGGAGGUCAAAUUAUGUGCUACACUGAAACACGAUGGUUCAGUCCUGAUUGGGAACAUGAACAAAUCUUUCCCGGAAAUGAUGGAAAAUGAGAACUGAAAUGAAGU